CACCCCCACUCAGGCAGUAAUUUACAUUCCGGACUGAUCUCAUCUGCCUUUGAGCUGCCUCCAAGAAAGAGAAGCAUAUCUGCAGACAUACCUAAGCGAAGUAGUGGAGAAUGCGCAAAUGGUGCGCCAACCACUUCUAAUUUAUAAACAAGGAAAGUGAGUAGACACAACGCCAGCGGGAGAGUUUAAGAUCCGUGCCUGGAUCUGGCUGAGCUGAGCGAGAGGCUGCCCAGGGCACGCAGCAUCAUGGCAGAGCCAGACUACAUAGACGGUGAUUGUGACGAGCUGAUCAAACCCAAAAAACUCAUAAACCCUGUGAAGACAUCGCGCAACCACCAGGACCUCCACAGAGAGCUCCUGAUGAACCAGAAACGGGGCCUGGCUCCACAGAACAAGCCGGAGCUGCAGAAGGUGAUGGAGAAGAGGAAGAGGGACCAGGUGCUGAAGCAGCAGAAGGAGGAGCAGGAGGCCCACAAGAAGAGAUCUGACCUGGAGAUCGAGCUCAUGAAGAGACAGCAAAAGCUGGAGCAGCUCGAGCUGGAACAGCAGAAAGGUGAAGAGGAGCAGGAGAACACGCCAGAGUUUGUCAAGAUGAAGGGGAACCUGAGGCGGACACGGCUGGAGGAGGAGCCUCAGGAACACUCUCCUUAGAGACCGGGGGGGGAGUCCACGGCACACGUUGCUAUAGCCACGGAGUCUGGUGCGAGUUCCUGGUGUUCCCGGUCCCCUGUGUCCCUUUAAGCAGCAAAGCGACUAACUGUGUAGAUAAAAAAAAGUCCCCUGCAGCUAAGAGGCUCACCAGUAUUCACCAGUAUGCACCAGUAUACUCUUACCUCACCCACACCAUCGGUACCAGUGGGAGGAGGAACUUGCCACUGGUCAAAAGCAGACAGGCCCCAAAAGAAGUGACAAACAGAACUGAAAAGGGUUUUUUUUUUUUUUUGGAAAGCUACAGGAAGCUACUUUUUAUUUAUCCACAUUGUGAAUGGAAACUUGGACACUGGAUGAACUCUUGAAGCCGCAUUGAAGUCUUUUUGUACGCCAAAAUUAGUGCUGUUAUUUAUGCAUUUUUGUCAUUUUCCUGCAUUCAUAGAAGUGGAAAUUUUAGCUGAUCAGACCCUGUGCUUUUGUUUUAUCUUGUGAGGUGAAGCUUGUUUUCUCUGUUUUGUGGAAGUCCGAGGAAGUGUUCACCUGUGUGGUUCACUUUGCCUGCUCUUUUUGUUCUGUAUUCCACAUUCCCUUUGAUACACCUGAUUUAAAUAAUAGCAGGAUUUUAGGUGUGAGCGUGUACUUUCCUUUAUACAUAUUUUGUUGUUUUUUUUAAUAAAUUCAGAAUUAAGGAUAAAUAAAUAUGGUACUCUAGCCAAUAUUUCUUUCCACUGAAUGGAGCUUCACUAAACUUGAACAGAUGGUGUGAGGACAGUUUUGUACAGUAUUUUAGGGAAGGGAACACACCAAUACGCAUAAUUCAGGCCUUAUGUGGACACUUAUUUUUCUUACACAACCAAAAGCUUGUCUUAAUAAAAAUGAUUUUGCAAUGCUCAA
Messenger RNA from Conger conger (European conger), 1545 nucleotides. RefSeq names its product protein FAM107B-like. Bases 247 to 651 code for a protein of 134 amino acids. The record is from RefSeq and is a predicted model, not a curated record. NCBI's taxonomy places the organism in Eukaryota, Metazoa, Chordata, Actinopteri, Anguilliformes, Congridae. The transcript is spliced from 4 exons.